This is a messenger RNA of Lytechinus variegatus (green sea urchin), 1814 nucleotides long. RefSeq lists its product as uncharacterized. The transcript has 2 exons. Lineage: Eukaryota; Metazoa; Echinodermata; Echinoidea; Temnopleuroida; Toxopneustidae. Gene Ontology annotation, molecular function: ubiquitin-protein transferase activity; zinc ion binding. Gene Ontology annotation, biological process: positive regulation of DNA-templated transcription. Bases 9 to 1814 code for a protein of 601 amino acids. Gene Ontology annotation, cellular component: nucleoplasm; chromatin. The record is from RefSeq and is a predicted model, not a curated record.
UGAUCACCAUGGCAACUAACUUCACCCUAGACCAACAAUGUGAAGGAAAGGAGUGUCAAUCAAUCACAGAUGUGACGUACUACGUGGAGGAGAAGAAGAGACUGUGUGAUGACUGCGCCUCUAAAGAAGGAUGCAUCGCAAGAGUUAAAAGGGGUGUACCUAAUAUUUAUUGUGAAGAACAUGAUGAAAAGGUAAAAUUAUAUUGUAAAAGUCAUGGUAAAGCAUUGUGUUAUUCAUGCGCUAUGAUCAAACACCGGCAUCCUUGCCAGCGACAAGAUAUAAAUGAUGCAAUAAAAGACAGUGGGGCGAGGCUUACAGUUCUAAAAGAAAAAGGGAGGGACAAAUUGAAAGAAGGUCGUCUGUAUGAAGAUGAAAUUGACCAAUGCACGAAAGACACAGACACCCAUCUACAAGCUUUGAAAGAUGAAGUUAAUUCGACAAUCAAGGAGGCGAUCAACAUAGAUAAAGCCAAGGAGAAGAUGCAUGCUGACAAAAUAAACCAAGAAUUCGAUGAUCGGAAUCAAGUACUUCAAGAAGAGAUAAUGAAGAUUAAUGCGAAGAUUCGAAAGAACAAUAAGGAGAGAGAGAAACAACUUGAAUUAAUCCAUACAAAUGCACAGAUUAGACAAAGACACAUGGACAAUAAGAAGAUUGGUCUUCAUAGAGAAAUUGAUAACAUUGUUAAAGAGAAGGAUAGGAAGAUCAGAGAGUUGAUGAAAUCAUUGCAGGAUUACACAAAAACAAUAGAGAAUGCAAUACAAACCAUAGAUACAGUACUAGGAGACGAUAAAAACAUUGUUAAAGACGGUCAUAGUGUGAACAUGUCAGUGAGUGAUAAACUAAAGAAACCACUUUAUAAGAAUUAUGUGAAACAAAUCACUGAUAGAAUAUCGGGCGUUAUGUUUGUGAAGGGUGUUGGGAGAGAGAAGUAUGAUGGUAGGAUUGGUGGGUAUGAUGGCGAGUGGAUGCUUAGUGAUACAAUCAAUGUCAAAGAUGAAAUUACAUGCCCAAUUAUUGUGGGUUGCAUAGAUGAAUGUAAUGUGAUCAUCACAGAUGUGGAGCCAGAUAGCGAGCAUACAUACAUGUUAGAUAUGAACACUAAACACAUUCAGAGAGUGAUAACAGGUACUGAUAUAUCAUGUGUAAUCUCCUGUGCAUUACUGAAUGAUGACAAGAUAGUGUGCGGUAGAUACUGUGAAGGUUGUACAGGGAAAUUUUAUACUGGAUCCAUCAGUGUAUAUAACAGACAAUGGAUACACAUUAAUGACGUCACAAUACCAAGAAACAAAACGGACGAUACCCCAUUUGUGUAUGUAGUUGUUGACCGUGAUGGGAUGAUCAUCGCUGCUGAGUGGGGUAAGUCUAAGAUAUACGUCAUCAACCCAGCUGAUAGUAAGAUCGUUAAUACCAUCAAAUGUAAAGAGGAUGUAGUGAUGCGAGGUGUGCUAUCAUCAGGUCACAUCAUCGCCCAACCUGGUGAUAAGAGAAUACUAAUCAUAGACAGACAGGGUGGUCAAAGGGAAAUCCCCCACAUUGAUGUCAUCUGUGAUGUAAGUGUUGAUCCUAUAACAGACGACCUCUACGUCGUGACAUCAGAUGAUGAGUUCAAGACGUGUAUGAUUGAUCAGGUGAUGGGUGGGAGUGAAGUGAAGAAGAGAAGAGUGACGUCAUUCCCUCUAUCAAUUAGAAUGACUGAUGAGGAUGAUAGGUUGGAUUGCAUUUUAUUAUCUCGUGUAAUGAUCUCAUCAUUAGGCAAGAUAAUUGCUUGUGAUGGAGAUAGUAUUCUCGUAUUCGAAAAUAGAAUCUCACUAUAG